Molecule: messenger RNA, 1098 nt
Organism: Acanthocheilonema viteae
Lineage: Eukaryota; Metazoa; Nematoda; Chromadorea; Rhabditida; Onchocercidae
Source: the annotation of a GenBank genome assembly
AUGUCGAUUAGUUGGGGAACACAGUAUUCAAAACUAAAAACAAAUCUUCGUUUGGCAAUCAAUCGUUUGAAAUUAUUGGAGAAGAAAAAAACUGAGAUGGCACUGAAAUCACGUACCGAAAUUGCUGAUUUCAUUGCAAAUCACAAGGAAGACCGUGCUCGUAUCAGAGUAGAGCAUAUCAUAAGAGAAGAUUUUCUUGUUGAAGCAUACGAAUUGUUGGAAAUGUAUUGCGAUCUUAUUCUGGCACGAUUUGGUCUCAUACAGCAAAUCAAGCAACUUGAUGAUGGAAUUGCUGAAGCAGUAAUUAAUAUUAUAUGGGCUGCUCCUCGUGUGGCAACAGAUGUGAGUGAAUUCAAGGUGAUUAAUGACCAGCUGACUAUGAAAUAUGGCAAAACUUUUGCUGAAGCAGCGCGUAAUAAUCAGUUAGAAUAUCCUGCUAAAGUAUCGCCAAAACUGAUAGCCAAGCUAAGUGUGCAAGCGCCUCCGAAACUUUUGGUGGAACGAUAUAUGAUUGAAAUUGCAAAGUGUGCAGGAAUACCAUUCACUCCUGACCCAAAUAUUAUGCGUGAAGAUGAAGUUGCUGCUGCUGAACAAAUGUUGAUCGAUUUUAGAAAUCAAGGCGGACAAGGUUAUGGUUGGAUGUAUUCUGAUGGCAGCGGUUCAGAUAAUAAAAAGCCACCUCCUCCACCGAAUGAUGGAUCUGCGUAUUAUCCAGGACCACCACCACCUCCUCCUGCUGGAUUUAAAGGUGCUUUUGAAGGGAAUUCUACGCCAACAUCAGAUCUAACUAACUAUGGUGCUUGCAAUUAUCCAUGUCUGAACCAGGUCGGUGAUUCAUCGGGAAGCAUCAAAAUCAAGCCGAAUACAUCACCAGGGGUUCCAUCGGCGCCCCCCACAGAUGUUAAUUCAGUCCCAUCAAAAAUGAAUCUUGGUACAACCCCAGAAUUCCCUGAACCACCGACUGAUUUUCCGGAAAUGUUCGAUCCAGCAAAAAAUAAUGACGAACAGCAACCAGGUAGUGCUGGUGCAAAUAAUGAACUUGAUUUUGAUGAUUUGGCGAAACGGUUUGAUAUGUUAAAGAAGAAAAAUGUCAAAUAA